Molecule: messenger RNA, 2370 nt
Organism: Poecilia latipinna (sailfin molly)
Lineage: Eukaryota; Metazoa; Chordata; Actinopteri; Cyprinodontiformes; Poeciliidae
Product: potassium voltage-gated channel subfamily G member 4-like
Exons: 3
Coding region: 333-1904 (523 amino acids)
Biological process (GO): potassium ion transmembrane transport; protein homooligomerization; action potential
Cellular component (GO): membrane; voltage-gated potassium channel complex
Molecular function (GO): protein binding; delayed rectifier potassium channel activity
Source: RefSeq, a predicted model, not a curated record
UAACAUAGAUUUGGUUUCUGUAGUUACAUUCCAGAUAUUUAAAAAUGAGUUUUGACUCUGCACAACUAGAUUUUUACUACCCUGAAUGAUCAUUUAAGACUUCUGUUUUUAGCUACAUCACAUCUCCACCCUGCUGGCUACGUCACCCUGUCAUCAGCAAACAGCAGGACUCUGUAUCUGAGGAUUCUUGUCUCACCUCACCUGUCAACCUGUAACCACUGUAAACCAGAAGAGGCUGAAGCCUGACUCCCAGUGUCUUGCUCGGAGUUGGUCUUUCUCGUUAGCUUGACCCACAGAAAGUUCUUCCAUCCCGUCCCGGAUCUGUUGCCAGCAUGCCCAUCAUUAGCAACGCCAACCAUGACUUCAGCACCUACUCCAUCAGCAGCGAUGAUAGCAGCCUGGACCGCUUCUUCACUGAGAUCCCAGAGACCGAGACCCUAAAGGGGGUGUACUUCCAACGUGCCCAGCUGCUGAGGGAGCCCCAGGCCUCCUUCGUGGUGGACCAUGCCGUGCAGGUCCUCAUCAACGUCGGGGGGAACCGCUACGCCUUCCCCUGGAGCACGCUGGAGCAGUUCCCCCAGAGCCGCCUGGCCCGUCUUCGCUCCUGCACCACGCCGGAGGAGAUCGCUCGGCUCUGCGACGACUACGACGAGACGUGCCGGGAGUUCUUCUUCGACCGGAACCCCACGGCCUUCAGGGUCAUCCUGAACUUCCUGGCGGCGGGGAAGCUGCGUCUUCUGCGGGAGCUGUGCGCCGUCUCUUUGCAUGAUGAGCUGGACUACUGGGGAGUGGACCCGGGCCACAUGGAGCGCUGCUGCCGGCGGCGGAUGAUCACCCGGGUGGAUGAGGUGGCAGAGCGCCGGCGGAAGGAGGAGGAGUGGAGGCAGAAGAGGAUGAAGCUGAAGAAGAGACCCCCGCAGGUGGAGAAGGGCUACCGCAGGUUGGUGUCGGCGCUGCGGGAGGUGAUGGAAAACCCGCACUCGGGUUUGGCAGGAAAGAUCUUCGCCUGCCUGUCCAUCAUCAUGGUUCUGGUGACUGUGGUCAGCCUCUGCAUCAGCACCAUGCCGGACCUCAGAGACGAGGAGAACCGGGGUGAAUGCUCCCAGAAGUGUCACAACAUGUUUGUGGUGGAGUCGGUGUGCGUGGCCUGGUUCACCCUGGAGUUCCUGCUGCGCUUCGUCAACGCUCCCUCCAAGCUGGCCUUCGCUCGCGGCCCGCUCAACGUCAUCGACGCCAUCGCCAUCCUGCCGUACUACGUGUCGCUGGUGUUCGACUUCGGAGAGGAGGCGCAGGACGAGGCGGUGAUGGGGGCGGGCCGCGGCUACCUGGACAAGCUGAGCCUGAUCCUGCGGCUGCUGCGGGCGCUGCGGAUCCUGUACGUGAUGCGGCUGGCGCGCCACUCCCUGGGCCUGCAGACGCUGGGCGUCACCAUGCAGCGCAGCAUGCGGGAGUUCGGCCUGCUGCUGCUCUUCGUCUGCGUAGCCGUCGCUCUCUUCUCACCGCUGGUCCACCUGGCCGAGAGCGAGCUGGCGCCGUUUGCUGCCGCGCACCCCCAGCACAGCUUCAGCAGCAUCCCGGCCUCCUACUGGUGGGCCAUCAUCUCCAUGACCACGGUGGGCUACGGCGACAUGGUGCCGCGCAGCGUCCCCGGCCAGAUGGUGGCACUCAUCAGCAUCUUGAGCGGCAUCCUCAUCAUGGCGUUCCCAGCCACCUCCAUCUUCCACACCUUCUCUCGCUCCUACCAGGAGCUGAAGCAGGAGUACGAGCGCGUGUGGAAGCAGGAGCGCCACGAGGAGAUGAGCGACUUCUCGCAGGAAGACUUCUCGUCUGCGUCCAAAAAGGAAAGUGAGGGAAUGACGUCCAACGAGACGCAUCGGUCCACGCUGCCACCCUCUGCUUUCUGAUGGACCACAAGUUCAGACAUUUCCAGUGUCCGUCCCUUUAAACCUUUAAUCUGACUCCCAGAUGGACGUCCGGCCGCUGCUCCUGAGGGCCCGGGUCUGCAGGUCUGGGAUGCAUCCGGUUGACCAACCUGCAGGAUCCGAGCCCGAGGAUCCGCUGAUGUUGGGUCUCCAGCUGAGGAGUCUUCCUUUAAUAUCUUCUUCAUCAGGUUUAGUUUUGUUCAGUGCUGCAGCUUCAACCCUUUAUUGAGUCCAGAUUUAGAGAAUCUGUUGCAUGUGAUCCAGGAGGUCCAUCGAUUUAAAUCCCAGCCAGGUUUUUAUGUAUGGACGGAGCCAACAUGUAGCCUGAUUUCCCUCUGAUAGUCCGGAAGACUUGGUUCUAUUGGUACCAAAACAUUUAACAUCUCCAGCUGCUGUGGUUCUCUUCCUCUCUGCUCUGAGUCAAACCAACCUGUUCCCCUCCUGGCCU